AUGUGGGAAGUUGAGGGAGGUCGUGGGCCUUAUAUGCAAUACCUCGGUAAAAUUGCAAUCACAAGAUGGAAUGAUCUCAAGCAACAGAUGCUCGCAUCGUCUCACCAGGCGUAUCGGCCCCUGGCUCUCUUCGGAGGCAGUAACGGCUAA
Molecule: messenger RNA, 150 nt
Organism: Plasmopara halstedii
Lineage: Eukaryota; Oomycota; Peronosporomycetes; Peronosporales; Peronosporaceae
Exons: 3
Coding region: 1-150 (49 amino acids)
Source: RefSeq, a predicted model, not a curated record